AGUCGGUCAAGCCUCCGACGGCAAUACGUACCUCUUAAUCGUUGAUUGUUUCUCACCUGCCACCAUCGAUUUUGAUAUCUAUCCACCAGAAAGUACCAUGCCCGCCGGUAGCCUGAAGGCAGUUCCAAUCCCCAGUCGCUCUACCAAUAAAGAGAUUCUUGAAGGUAUUCAAGGUGCACACACUAUCAUUUCUCAGCUAAAUUCCUCGCGGUCCAUCACCAAGCUCAAGCUAAACAACAACCGACUAGGGGAUGACGGUGUAUCCGCACUCUUUACGUUCCUCAAGUCGCCGGCGGCCUCACGGCACCGCAGUACGAUAUCGGAGAUCCAUCUCAAUGAUAACGGUAUAGGUUGUCGAGGUUUGCGAGACAUUGCAGACUACGUGGAUGGAAAUGAAGUAGUACUAAAGAUAUUGUGGCUUGCAAACAACAAGCUAGGACCUGAUAUUGAUGUUCUGGCUCAGUUUGCCACCACAGUAAAUCACUCUCGACUAGAGUUCCUUUCUCUCACGGGAAACCAUAACCUUGGCGAUGCUAUCGUCGAGACCUUCUUUCGCCAUCUAAGGGCACCCCGCCUUCGGGAGUUGCAUAUCAAUGCCAUGGGACUAACUGCACGUUGCGCAUCUGGACUCGCAGAGUGGAUUUCAUCGGGGCAUAACGGCGGGGCAUGUUCUCUGCACACUCUCAAAUGUAGUGGUAACAACCUGGGGAUCAAGGGCGUAUGUGAAGUUAUUCACGCCAUUGAGAUGGGUAACUGGUCACUCAUGAACGUGGAAGUGUAUGCGAACCAAAUAACGUGCACGGAAAUCCCGAAUGACAACUCCUCCAUUCAACAAGCAGGGCGUUUGUCAUCCUCUGAAACUGAAGUGUCAUGGAAGGAUGCAGAACGUUCUCUUCACCGGGUGCUUCACCGGCGAAACGCUUAUUGGAAAAGACAAGUAGAGAUGGAGGCAUUGAACCUUCUAAAGUAUUCUCGGGCGCUCAUCUUUCAGUCGAAGGCUUCUCUCCCAUCCGUGGACCAACAACCUUCGAGUAAUCUGACCAGCGAAUCAUUUCCAUUUCACAAUCUUCCUGUGGAGCUGCGCCUCCAAAUCCUUGCGAUCCUCGCUCCUUCCUUAUCUUGUGCCCAACGCACCCGUAUCUAUGAUUAUGCUGCCGACCCUUCGACCCUUCCCCCGCUUCUACCACGUCUACGGCGAGAUAUCGGCGGGUGUGUCGCAGAUCCCUCACGAGCCCUUGGAGCAAGUGUAGGAUUUACAUUGUACAGCUCAGGCGGGUGUGCUGAAGGGAAGUGUAUGGGCGCUGGUAACAGUCUUGUGUGCCUUCUGGACGCAGAGCGCACCAAGUUUCUGGAAGCCGUUGGAUGUCGUGCGUAUGAGCCCUGAAUGCGUUCCUAUGUAUAUACCAGCAACUCGUGACUCAUCAUGAACAAUUCAAACCUGUCCAGAACAACACUUUGACGAGGUCUAGCCCUGAAUUGGACCGACAACCAAUCAUGGUUGGGAAUGACAUAAAUACCCCUGACGUCGGUCUACAUCUACUUAUACAAGAAUAGCUGUCCAUUCAUACCACGAGGUUCAGGAGCGGGCGCUGCAUGGAGAAAUAGGUUUCAGGGCAUAUAUCUUGCCAAUAAUCUAUAUAAAUGUAGGUGUUUUUUGGGUAGGGGCAAAUGUGCGCGGGCUUCAAAGAGUUUUUGAACAAUGCAUCAUGGCGAACUGCAGGACGCAGUUCUAGGCCGCUUGGUUCAUUGAACAACAAUAGCGAUGUCGCAAUAUCCAUCGUCGGCGACCUUGUGGCAUCAAAUUCAUUUGGGC
Messenger RNA from Suillus clintonianus, 1813 nucleotides. RefSeq lists its product as uncharacterized. Gene Ontology annotation, molecular function: GTPase activator activity; small GTPase binding. The record is from RefSeq and is a predicted model, not a curated record. Bases 98 to 1384 code for a protein of 428 amino acids. NCBI's taxonomy places the organism in Eukaryota, Fungi, Basidiomycota, Agaricomycetes, Boletales, Suillaceae. Gene Ontology annotation, biological process: activation of GTPase activity; nucleocytoplasmic transport. The transcript is spliced from 4 exons. Gene Ontology annotation, cellular component: perinuclear region of cytoplasm; cytosol; nucleus.